Molecule: messenger RNA, 1138 nt
Organism: Anarrhichthys ocellatus (wolf-eel)
Lineage: Eukaryota; Metazoa; Chordata; Actinopteri; Perciformes; Anarhichadidae
Product: zinc finger protein GLI2-like
Exons: 8
Biological process (GO): smoothened signaling pathway; regulation of transcription by RNA polymerase II
Cellular component (GO): nucleus
Molecular function (GO): RNA polymerase II cis-regulatory region sequence-specific DNA binding; DNA-binding transcription factor activity, RNA polymerase II-specific
Source: RefSeq, a predicted model, not a curated record
AGUCGAGAGGAGAGCAGCCGGCCGAGAGGAGCCCAGGACGGGACACUUGGGAGCUCCCUCGGCGAUGGAGACUUCCCCAUCGAGAGAGAAAAGAGACAACAUGGACGGCUUCUCCGAGCUCCAGAAGAAACCCUCGGAGACAAGAGCCCCCCACCACAUGUUCCCCACCUUCCACACACCGAUCCCCAUCGACAUGCGGCACCACGAGGGACGCUACCACUACGAGCCCCACGCGCUGCACGCCAUGCACGGCCCUGCAGGUUUGGCCGGCAGCCCCGUGAUCUCAGACAUCUCCCUGAUCCGCCUCUCACCCGCCGCCGUGUCAACGGGCGACUCCCCCUUCAGCCCGCCUCACCCGUACGUCAACCCCCACAUGGAGCACUACCUGCGCUCGGUGCACGGCAGCCCCACCCUGUCCAUGAUCUCAGCGGCCAGAGGACUCAGCCCAGCCGACCUGGCCCACGAGCAUCUGAAGGAGCGCGGGCUCUUCGGCCUCCCUCCUCCUCCUCCCGGGGCGAGCCCGGCCGAGUAUUACCACCUGAUGGCCAGCCACCGGAGCCCCUACAGUGAGCUGUUCAUGCAGGGGGCCGGGGCCGCCGGGGCCCACCUGUCCGACUACAUCAGCCCCAUCGACGUGUCCCGGUUCUCCGGCCCCAGGCUGCCCCCCCGGCUCAACAGGAAGCGCUCUCUGUCCGUGUCUCCGCUGUCGGACGCCAGCAUCGACCUGCAGACGAUGAUCCGGACCUCGCCCAGCUCGCUGGUCGCCUACAUCAACAGCUCGCGCUCCGGCUCGGCCGCCGGCGGCUCCUACGGACACCUGUCGGUGGGGGGGCUGAGCCCGUCCUUCCCCUUCCCUCACCCCCUCAACCCGAUGGCGUACCAGCAGCUUCUCUCCCAGCAGCGCGGCCUCGGCGCCUUCGGACACACUCCGCCUCUCGUCCAGGCUCCGCCCACUUUCUGCGUCCGCCAGCCGGGUCUCGGCCUAUCGGUGUCGUCCUCGGUCCUCAACAACGACCUGCAGUCAAAAAACCACGGCGGAGACUCGGUGGUCAGCAGCACCGUCGACCCCUCGACCACCAAGAGGUCUAAAGUAAAGAUGGAGGCCGAGGGCCUGAGGCCGCCGUCUCCUUGCUCACCG